Messenger RNA from Xiphophorus maculatus (southern platyfish), 6380 nucleotides. It is a transcript of the gene dlg3, whose product is annotated as discs large MAGUK scaffold protein 3. The transcript is spliced from 22 exons. NCBI's taxonomy places the organism in Eukaryota, Metazoa, Chordata, Actinopteri, Cyprinodontiformes, Poeciliidae. The record is from RefSeq and is a predicted model, not a curated record. Gene Ontology annotation, molecular function: kinase binding. The coding region runs from base 860 to 3634 and encodes 924 amino acids. Gene Ontology annotation, cellular component: neuromuscular junction; postsynaptic density membrane; neuron projection. Gene Ontology annotation, biological process: chemical synaptic transmission.
UCGCAUCCCUCUGAAUAAUCCACAUCUAGGGCAAGCUGACUGAGAGGCGAUCCAGCGCUCAGCUCCUCUCUGCAGCCUGAGAAAAGAGACAGAGAGCAAAAGGCAACGAUUUUCAACGCAGGAGGAAAAAAAGAACGUGAGAUUUUUUUUUUGACACAUCAAGAAGAUACAGAAUCAACAAAGGAAAAUUUUCAUUUGCGGAUAUCAUUUAUUUAUACAUAUUGUUUAUAUAUCUAUAUAUAUUUGUACACACGCAUAUAGAUAUUUAUAUAUAUAAAUAUACAUUUAUCCUUGUACAUAUCUGUAUUUGUGCUCGUCUGUUUAUAUUAAUAUUUUUAUAUGUAUUUGUGUGUGUAAAUAUAUAUGAUAUAUAAACAAAAGAAUCUAUAUAUCUAUGAAUUUAUAUGCGUAUCACUGUGAACCAAGAGAAGCAAGAAGAAAUUUUUAUCAUCAGGGCUGGUCUCUGAUUGCGUGGUGGCAUACAAUAUCUUAAAUAUUUCCUUUGAUCUUCUACGUCAAGAGGACAAAGACUACGUGCCCAUUUUGUAUUUUUUGUUUUCCUGUUGCUGCUUCCCAUCCAUCUCAGUUUCAGCUUCUUUUUUUUUGUUCUCUACAUCCACGAGGAAUAAAGCAACCGGAUUUGACCAAAACAGAGAGUGAGAGAGAGAGAGAGAAAGAAAAAAGAAAAAAAAAACACGACAGAGGAUAAAAUCUGUACAAAUUCCUGUGAUUGGUGUUAUUUCCUUCGGCUCUAGCGCUCUGCGAGCCGAUCGCCGAGUGCCGUGUGAGAUCUGAGGAGGCAGCAGAGACCGAGUGCCACGCCGCUCAUCCCAGCGUCAGCCCAGCCAGCACAGCCAGCAUGCACAAACACCAUCACUGCUGCAAGUGCCCAGAAUGUUAUGAGGUGACCCGUAUGGCAGCUCUGCGCAGGAUGGACCCCCCAGCGUACGGAGGAGACUGGCAGGCCGAGCCCUAUGGAUACCCACCUGGGUACGGGGGAGGCCAGACCUUGCCCCCUCCAGCCUCAGGAGGGGGUGGAAGCAUGGGAGGAGGAGGCGGUGGGGGCGGAGGAGGAGGUGGUGGAGGUGGCACUUUGGGGAGAAGUAAGGGCAAGAUUAUGUCUGGUGGAGGCCCUGGAGGCCCCAACCCAAAGGGCCAGUCCAAGUGUGGCCCCAAAGUAAACGGCAACAACUCCAGUGGACAAGGAGGAUGGUGGCCUGAGUGCACCUGCACCAACCGGGAGUGGUACGACCAGGCCAACCCUCCCCCCAUCAUUGUCAACGCAGACUCACUAGAUGCAGGCCCUUAUGUAAACGGAAGCGACGGGAUGUUUAAAUAUGAGGAAAUCAUUUUAGAGAGGGGGAACUCCGGCCUGGGCUUCAGCAUUGCUGGAGGAAUAGACAAUCCCCACAUUCCCGAUGAUCCGGGGAUUUUCAUCACCAAGAUAAUCCCUGGAGGAGCAGCUGCUAUGGACGGACGGCUGGGGGUUAAUGACUGCGUGCUGCGUGUGAACGAGGUGGACGUCUCCGAGGUGGUUCACAGCCGAGCGGUGGAAGCCCUGAAGGAGGCGGGGCCUGUGGUGCGGCUGCUGGUCCGACGGAGGCAGGCCCCCCCAGAGACCAUCCUGGAGGUCAACCUGCUGAAGGGCCCCAAAGGACUGGGAUUCAGCAUUGCUGGGGGAAUUGGGAACCAGCAUAUUCCUGGAGACAAUAGCAUUUAUAUCACUAAGAUCAUAGAAGGAGGAGCUGCCCAGAAAGAUGGACGACUGCAGACUGGAGACCGACUGCUAGCUGUGAACAACAUCGUGCUGCAGGAUGUGCGUCAUGAGGAGGCGGUAGCUGCGCUGAAGAACACCUCUGAUAUGGUUUACCUCAAGGUGGCCAAGCCAGGACCCGUGCAUCUGAACGACAUGUACGCCCCUCCCGACUACUCCAGCAGCCUGGCCCUCCCUCCAGCCUUCCCCACCAUGGUGGACAACCACGUCAGCCACAGUUACAUGGGGGCGAUGGAGCCAAAGCCGGUUUAUCCACCGCCCCAGGUCACCCCGUCAAGGUACUCGCCCGUCCCCCGCCACAUGCUUGGGGAGGAAGACUUCACGAGCAGAGCUGAACCUAUUUACAGUGUCAUCCACAAACCUGGGGAUAGCAAGGCGCCCCAGGCCCACUACAGAGGCUUCUGUCCUUCCCCUGCUCCCCUGUGCCAAGGUCCACUCCCCUUCUCUGGCAGGGAGCCGAGGAAGGUGGUGUUGCACAAGGGCUCCACCGGAUUGGGCUUCAACAUCGUCGGCGGGGAGGAUGGAGAGGGGAUUUUUGUCUCCUUCAUCCUGGCUGGAGGGCCGGCUGACCUGAGCGGCGAGCUGCGGAGGGGCGACCGGAUCCUGUCGGUGAAUGGAGUGAACCUUAGGAACGCCACUCAUGAACAGGCAGCUGCAGCCCUGAAGAGAGCUGGACAGACUGUCACCAUCAUUGCUCAGUACAGGCCUGAAGAGUACAGUCGCUUUGAGUCGAAGAUCCACGACCUGAGGGAGCAGAUGAUGAACAGCAGCAUGAGCUCAGGAUCAGGGUCCCUGCGCACCAGCGAGAAGCGCUCCCUCUAUGUCAGAGCUCUCUUUGACUACGAUCGAGCACGAGACAGCUGCCUGCCCAGCCAAGGCCUGAGUUUCUCUUAUGGCGAUAUCCUUCAUGUCAUCAACGCUUCUGACGAUGAGUGGUGGCAGGCGAGGCUCGUCACUCCGCACGGAGAGAGCGAGCAGAUUGGGGUCAUUCCAAGCAAGAAAAGAGUGGAAAAGAAAGAGCGAGCCAGAUUAAAAACUGUCAAGUUCCACGCCAGGACAGGCAUGAUUGAGUCCAACAGGCAGCAAGUUAAAGUGAAGCGCAAAAAAAGCUUCAACCUCUCACGCAAGUUCCCGUUUUACAAGAGCAAGGAGAAUAUUGUGCAGGAGUUGGUGGAGACUGAACAAUGCCUGACAUCCAACACAAGUGACAGUGAAAGUAGUUCAAAGGGUCAAGAGGACACGAUCUUGUCCUAUGAGCCAGUCAUUCGGCAGGAAAUCCACUACACAAGGCCUGUGAUCAUUUUGGGCCCAAUGAAGGACAGAGUAAACGACGACCUCAUCUCCGAGUUUCCCCACAAGUUUGGCUCCUGCGUUCCCCAUACAACCCGUCCAAGGCGAGAGACCGAGAUCGACGGGCAGGACUACCACUUUGUGGGCUCAAGGGAGCAAAUGGAGAAAGAUAUUCAAGAUAAUAAAUUUAUUGAGGCCGGCCAGUUUAAUGAGAACCUCUACGGGACAAGCAUCUUGUCUGUCAGAACUGUGGCAGAGCGGGGGAAACACUGCAUUCUGGAUGUGUCUGGGAACGCCAUAAAACGACUGCAGCAAGCACAACUUUAUCCGAUCGCCAUCUUUAUAAAACCAAAAUCCGUUGAAGCUCUAAUGGAAAUGAAUAAGCGGCAGACGUACGAGCAGGCCAAUAAAGUCUUUGACAAGGCGGUUAAGCUGGAGCAAGACUUUGGAGAGUAUUUCACAGCUAUUGUACAGGGUGACUCGCUAGAGGAGAUCUACAACAAAAUCAAGCUAAUCAUCGAGGAGCAGUCCGGACCAUACAUCUGGAUUCCCUCCCCAGAGAAGCUCUGAGCUCCCGGCCGUCCAACCUGCAGCAGCGCAGAGCUCCCCUCCUGCCUCCCAGAGACCCCACCCACGUCCACAUGCCAACCCCUCUCCCCUGCUCCUCACCUCCUUUUUGCAGAUAUGUUUCAUAUCCAGUUUUAGUGUCAUCAUUAUGUUACUCUCUAAAUGAAAAAGAAGUCUUUAUCACCAUUACUGUGACUGUGCACACCCCUGCAUGAGUUUCUCAACAAAACCAUUCAAGACUGGAAUCGCCAUUCCAAAGGAAUUUGUCAAACGAAAGCAAAAAGGGAAAAGGAUUAACUUCCUUUUGUGGACUAGGAACUGCCUGGAGAUCGGGUUCAGGAAGGAGGAGUAGUGAUUCAAAACGAAGAAAUAUAGACAAAUCAUACCAAGUUGGAAUACUUUGUAAAUGUUCAUCAGAUCACAUUUAAAAAGACAAGACAAGAGGUUGAAGAACAAUUAGGGUUUUGUGUUUAGUUUUUUGGGUUUUUUUCUAAACGGACUGGAUCAAAUUUGAGCCCUGCUGAUGGUACUGUUCGACGAGUCGUCUCUUGUUCAGAGGAAAUUGGCGGAGGAGCCUAUUAAAAAAACAUAAAACAAAACUGGUGAUCUAUUUAUCACAAACCAGCUUGCUGUUUGGUCGUCUGGAAAGAUGGCGGAUCAAGAGGAAGAAACGUGUUGUGAAUCUACAUUUAUAUUAUAAGAUCACAAGAUAAAUCAUUAAGUCCUUCUGAGAUUUUACAGCAUAUUGAAAACUUCACAUUUUACACUUCGUUAGAACCGUCAUUCGGAGGGCUGUUUAGAUUUUUUCCUUUCUUUCUUGUGGGAUUUUUUAUUUUUUUUUAAUUCGAUUUUAUUUUUUGGCUUGUGGUUUUUAGCUGCUCUGUAAAGGACGGGGGUAGAGAAGUGUAACCGGGCUCUCUGCAAAACACCAAACUGCCUUACAUCUAAUACAAAUUCUGUUUUGUGACUACCUGUUGUCUGUGAGGGAGGCUGAAAGCAACCAAAGAGGGCGAGAUCUUUACAUUUUGUGCCCUCAAAGAGCCAGGAGGUCAGACGUUAAGUGCAAUAGAUCAAAAAUCAAGUCUUGCCUCCCUUUACUUCCUUUUCAAACCUUUUUUUUCCUGUUUUUUUGUGUGUAAUCAAACAAUUUGGCUUUUUCCGAUCCAGACAGGUAGAGCCUCCCGACUCAUGUUGAGCAGUAGACGACCCCAUUACACUCUCUGCCUUCCAGGACGAUUCACUUCUGAUUGGUCACAUGGUACUGUCCUAUCAGCUGCCGCUGUGUGUGGCGGCCUUAAAAACGGGUAGAACAAGACAAUAAUUGUAUUGGAUGUUCUAACAAUUAAAGAGUCAGUAUAACCUGUUUUUGAAUUGUCCCCCCUCUGCCAAAAUGAGAAAACACUAAAGUUGGGUUUGAGUAAAUCUUUUUAUGCUUUGUGUAUCUAUAAACCUUCUUGAUGCUGAACCACUGUGUUGAGCUCUUAGAGGUGAUGCCGGAUUACUAAAAGAGGGCCACUCCUGCUUCAUGUUUAAUUGGACAUCAUCGCCUUCUCUCCUGCAGGACUCGCAGCUCGACAUUGAAAACGAUCGAAACCGUGACCCAAGACCUCUGAACCCUCUCAGCCUUUUAGUUUUUUAUAUUUUAAUUCUUCUGCGUUUAACUCGACUGGAAGCCAGACGUCUGGGGAUCCCCCUUCUCUCUUUCUCUCUCUCUCUUUCUCCUGCUCACACAGCACCUGUACACCUGCGGGCGUUUUUUUUCCUAUCAGGUGUGCCCACCUGCCAGGCACCACUGCUUAACCAGCUGUCAUUACCUGUGUCAAAACCAGAGUUCAGGGAAUAACCGAAGGGAACAGAGCCAUUUAUAAACUGCUUGCAGACUGUUUCAAAACGGUGUGGUAGCUGAACAAUGUAAAUAAGCCCCUCCCCCACGCGUCCCCUCCUCACCUGUGCUUCAUGCAUGUGUGACUCGAACUCGGACAGACAGGUUUUAUAGACCGCAGACGUCAGGUAAGUAAAAGUCUGAGCUACUCCUGAGCUUCAAGCUCCGUUCGAAAAUGUGCUGCAACGUCAGUAUUUCUCAUGGGAACGGUUAGCUAGCGAGACGGGGAUCCAGUUCCCUGGAGUAGGGAACUGUCUACGUGGGAUUUCUUGUCUGGGUGUAUAGAUCCAAAAAAGAAGAUGUAAAAUAAAAGCAAUGCAGGCGGAACCCUCCAUCGUUAGACGCUUAAAGUCGGUCCUCUCUGGUGUUCAGCGGACAUCCAGCUGACUGUUAAUAACGUGUGUACUCAUACCUCAGUCAGCCGCGUCAAAGCCCAAAGAACUCAAUACCACUCCUAUUUCCAUUGAGGUUAACGGUACCUGAACGCAUCUGUGUGUAUAACUGGCCAGGGACGUUCUGAUGAGAGACAUGAUGCGUUUUAUUUUUAUUUUAUUUUAUUUUAUGGGGGAAAGGGGUCGGGGAGGGGGCUCAGGCUUUUCUUUUUCUUUUUGUUUGUACUUUUGGGGUGAUGAUAUGUUUCUGUUCUGGCACAUUGUGCAGUAAGUGCUUGCAAACAUGAACCCUUUGAUUGUACAGUAGUUUCCUUCCUGUCACUGCAGGUGGUACAGCCUAUCAGGACACUCGGCCUCAUGGUCUUCCCUGUCCUAGUCAUGAGGGAACGCGGUCCUGCAACUUUUUUUGUUUGGGUUUUAUUUUGGGACUUGACGAGAGUUUAUUUGUUUGAAAAUAAAAUAUGUGACUCAGUUA